Messenger RNA from Actinia tenebrosa (Australian red waratah sea anemone), 3602 nucleotides. RefSeq lists its product as uncharacterized. Gene Ontology annotation, molecular function: protein binding. Lineage: Eukaryota; Metazoa; Cnidaria; Anthozoa; Actiniaria; Actiniidae. The record is from RefSeq and is a predicted model, not a curated record.
UGUUUUUAGGAGAGAAACCUGGGUAUAUAUUAUCUUGGUUUGAUUAUGAUGGUUACCUAGCAACAGCAUAGGAACAUGUCUUCCAAGUUGGAUGUGUUUGUUGACGAACACCAACUUUAAAGCUAAAAUUCGUUCAUAUUUCAUGGAAAACUCAAGGAAUACAAUAUGGUAUUCGACACAAGAGACUUAUCGAAGUCUCAUGACAAAAGAGAAAUUUUAAAAACGCCCGGAAAGUCGAAAUAUGAGAAGCAACGCGAAGAAGAUGUUGUAAGGAACGCUCGUGAGAGAGGAUAUCUGAAGGCUGCCACAGAAGACGCGAUAUGGGAAAAUAUCGGCGAAAAAUGCGAUUUAGCGGACAUAAGAUACCUAAAUAUGAGCACUAUUCAUCUACAUACAGUUCGGUCUGUAGACCUUUGUAGUGCGUUAAGGAUAUGUGUGCUAUCUAGUAAUUAUAUUACGAGUUUUGAAGCACUUGGCCAGUGCAGACAGCUGUUAUUUUUGGACCUUCAUGAUAAUCAGAUAACAAAAAUACCAGGGCAUAGGUUCUGGGCUGGACUAGAAGAUCUCCAGGUUGUUUAUCUCCAUAACAAUGGCAUUUCCAAGCUUGAAUACGUCCAAUACCUGGCUUCCUCUCCUAGUCUAUCAAUCUUGACAUUAUUUGACACGCCUUUAAGUUUGAAGCCCAAUUAUCGGCACCACAUUGUUAACAGUGUCUGGACACUUAAAGCAUUGGAUAAUUAUGUGUUAUCUGAUGAAGAAAUCAUUGAAGAUGCAACAUUUGGUGGUCAUUUUGCAGCAAUGCAUCCGUCAUUUUCAUUAGAACUGUAUCAAGCAGAAAGGAAGGAGCRCAAUUUUGAAGAAGCUCUGAGAAAGGUUCUCCGGUUGAUAGCCAAAGUGAAUAGUAUACAAGCAAAGAACUCACCAGUCUUGAUCAUACAGAAAUGCAUCAGGGGCUACAUAGCAAGGCAAAACGGCAAAUACCUACAAGAUAUGAGACUUUGGGCAGCGGUAUCUAUCCAGAGGUUUUACAGACACUACAAGGGAAUACCAUCACCCGUUCCCCCGCCUUCCUCGCCAGCACCAAGUAGGUCAUCCCCAGGAAUCUUCGACUACGACUCGUACAUCAGAAACAUGAGACCUAGUAACACUCCUUUAGUGUCACCAAGGACAUCAGAAGAAAGAAUCAAGGCAAAGGUAUCCAGUAAAAGUGUUUCUAUAAUUGUCGAGCCAAUUCCAAAAAUAGAAGAAGAGACUGAAAGCUUAGCGACUUCUCUUACGCCUGAAGACAAUAGUAAGGAACACGGAGAUUUUCCGGUCAGAAUUACGACAAAAGCGACUAUAAAUCUAAAGAAAUUGGAAACCAGCACCUCCGAUAUAAUCAAGUCUAAAGAAGAUGCUGUAACUGUUAUGAACAACGUUGGGCUAGAAGUCAAGCGCUCCAGUAAAAGACUCCUCAGUAAAGAGGAAUCUUUUGUUGGUGAAGGAAAGGAAAAAGAGAUCGAGAGAAAAUUUUCAGAAUUCGUUAAAAGCAAAGAACUGAGAAAAGUGGAAGAGAGGAUAAAUGAAAUAGUGAAAGAACGAAAAAAGAAUAAAUAUCGAGUUGGUCGGCGUGAUUCAGUGAGGGUAUUUUUUGGUCCUAUAGUAGAGACUCAUCCCAGAACUGAGAAAAAUCCUCUAAAGACAGAGCGAGAUACCAAAAGGAUCAAGUUCCGCCUCUCGGGACUCGAACCUCCAAUAAGUACGACUGAUCCGUUGUUAAGGAUUCUCUCGACGAAAAAAGAAGCGGGAAAAAUGGUGAGACGAGCCGCGCGGGAACAUGAAAUGAAGGUCUACAACGAACCUCCAAAGAAAGUGACCCGUCGACCAGUCAUAACCACGGACCAACGUUUAUUCAUUCGUACGCACGGGACAAUGGGAAUGGCAUGUCUGAGGGCUGUACAGCAAGCAUAUAGAGAUCGCGAACGUAYUGAACGUAAUAAUGGCAAAAUAGAUAAAGUAGCGCAGAUGAGAGGAGAGCGCGAAAUGGCUAAAGGACGCGUUAGAGCUUAUAAGCAGGAGUACUUGGAAACGACACUGCGUCGACGGAUAAGAGAUGGYGUGAAGACGGCCGAAGCGUUGAAAGAGCGACAGGAAAGACAGGCUGAAGAGCACGAACGUCUUCAUACAGCACGCGCUGUAACAGCAGAACAGCGCAAAUCUCGUCAAGCUGAUUUUGCGUUCAUAAAUGAUUUCUCCUGCCAACAGACCUCCGUCGCAAACGCGCUUAUGAAGCACGACAGAACCACACAGAGGGAAGAGAUGCUACAUGACGUAAGCGAAUUGGUUAGAAAGGAAAAGGAAUCGGGUUUAGAGCAGCAUAGUCUCGUUAAAAGGUACAUGGAGCACAGACAGUUACUGAGACAAGCUGAGACAGCUAUGGCUAAAGCAGCGCUUGAAGAGCGUCUCUUCCAAGAGGUCAAUCAGCGAGCUGAUGACGUAAAAAAUAGACUCACACAAAUCAAAUCUAGAAGUCAGCAGCGUAAGGAUUACCAUGCUGUACCAUUAACUGUUGCACCCCCACAGCUACCCCCACUGGGCGUGGUUUCACCUGAUCAGAUGGAUGUCUGGGAUAGGCUACCUAAAGUUGAUUGGCAGCCGAGAAUCCACGAGAGAACACAAUCCGAGCCUGUUAAAGGGGUUCGACCUACACACAGGCAGCGAUUGUUCACAUAUCAAUCAUAUGUCGCACUAGCUUAAUAGUUUUUUACUCUUUUAAAAAUUACCAAAAAAUCUGUUUUCACUCUAGCUAGAUAUUUUGUUAUAAUCUAACAGUUUAAUAUUAAUUUUAGAUUAUUUUUUAUGAAAUAAAUGUGAUUCAUAAUGAGAUGUACAAAUUUAAUUUUUUUAAGUCGUUUAAAACUAAUAAAAAUAUAUAUUGUUAACUCUAAAGUCUCUAAAGAAAAUAGGGAAAAUAAUAAAUGGGAUAAAUCCUAUUUCUCCAUCCCACCCUAAGCACAACAAAUUGGCACAACAACUGUGCCUCAGUUCAUGCUAACUUUGAAAACUAAGUGAAGUGUAAAAUAUUUUCAGCCACAAAAUAUUGUCAGAAGGCAAAAGAAACCAGUUAUUAUAGAGUGCAAAUAAUAUACCUAUAAAAUAGAUAGCUAGCUAACUAAUUACUAACCUUCGGUUGCCUAAGUCUAAUUAGUUAAAAUAGGCGGGCCGUGACGGGUAAACUAGUGCACGUGUGCUACUCAAGGGUGCACAUUUUAAAAUACUUUUAAACACAUUUACAAAAACUGAAACAUUUUCUUGUUGUACAUGCUUUUCCUUUGUAUAAUUUGACAUGUUCACACUUUCGUAUCUAUCCAUUUGUGUAUYGAGUUGUUACGCCCRUGCCCUUGUCAUGCCUUACUGAAUUCCUAUUUCUUGUCUAAUUAAGUGCUAACUAUCUCCCAUUUCAUCCUAAUUAUUUUACGGGUAUAUUAUUUGCACUUUAUAUGCAUAAUAUUGGUUUAAGAUAUUUAUUUAACUUCAAAAGUGAUUUAGAGUUAAAAUAGAAUUAUUGCCUAAUGAAGGUGAUACUUCCUUUUUCUAUAAGCCAUAAUAUGGUAAAGUUAUAU